This is a messenger RNA of Cyclocybe aegerita, 522 nucleotides long. NCBI's taxonomy places the organism in Eukaryota, Fungi, Basidiomycota, Agaricomycetes, Agaricales, Hemipholiotaceae. The record is from the annotation of a GenBank genome assembly.
AUGGUUGUUCCCAGCCCGCUGACCCACGAUCAGCUCUUCGCCCAGCUCGAGACACAGUACCACCACAAGUUUGUGCCCGCUUCGGCACUCUUCUGGACACACAAUGGGCAGCAUGCGAUGCGGCUUGAGGUCCCAAGGGCGCCUCAUGCGGGAGUUCAAAGACAAGAUGACGAUCCGGAGGGAUACCUCUUUUACAACCACGUCGAAGACCUCGACCUCGAGCGGGGAACACGUUAUGUCAUGUUCCCAAACACCUACAGAACCAAGCAAGACCACGCCGCCGUCGUCCAGUUCUUCCACAAUGACCCUAGCAAGUGCUACGCACAGCUGAACAACGACCAGAACAUCCCGAGACGAGUGAAGGGUUUUGUGGACUUCAAUCCCGAUAGGGUUCUGUUCUACCCGAAGCAGAUGAACCCGGAGUUUACUGCGAUAUUCAUUCCUUCUGAGGCUAUCAAAAUGCCUGACGCGCUAGGAACAGCCAGCGUUGAGACGCAGACAGUCGAAUGGAGCAACAUCUAA